GAGAGAGAGAGAGAGAGACAAGAGGAAGACAGAAAAGGAUGCAGGGUCUGAGUUCUACUGAGUUGUUCCGCAGACACCUAAGCGAACGGCCGGUACUGUUUGAAGAGCAUUUAGGAGUGAGAAAGGUGAUCUUGAACAGGCCUUCCAAGUUGAACUCCCUCACUUUCGAAAUGGUGUCUCAGAUGUUUAGGAAGUUGCGGAUCUAUGAGGAUGAUCCUGCUGCCAACAUUGUCAUCUUGAAGGGAAACGGGGAGGCGUUUUGUGCGGGAGGGGAUGUUGUUGGGAACAUGUGCUCCGCAUUGACGGGACAUUGGAGCUUCGGGGCCAGCUAUUACAAGAAACUGCUCACUUUGGUUCACUUGAUAGCUACCUAUAAAAAGCCUUUGGUAUCCCUCCUCAACGGAGUUGUAAUGGGUGGAGGCGCUGGAAUCUCCAUGACAGGGAGCUUUAGAGUUGUCACAGAGAAAACGGUAUUUGCAAUGCCUGAAGCAUCAUUCGGGCUUUUUCCGGAUGUGGGUGCAUCUCAUUUCUUGUCCAAGCUUCCUGGUUACUUUGGUGAAUAUAUAGGAUUAACUGGAGCACGGCUGGAUGGAGCAACAAUGCUUGAAUGUGGCCUUGGAACUCAUUUUGUUUUUUCAAAGGAUCUUCCUCUUCUGGAACACACUCUAUGUUCGUUGGACUCGUCAAAUGCAUCAGAAAUUUUAUACGUCAUCAGCAAAUUUGCGCACAAAUCCAAUAUCAAAGGGGAAGAGCUCCACAAAAGACUGAAGAGUAUAAACAAGUGUUUCUCAAGACAAACUGUGGAGGGGAUAUUACUUACUCUGGAAAAGGAGUUGCUAGAUAACUUGGUAGAGAAAUGGAUCGCGGCUGCAGUGAACAGUAUGAAGGCUGCAAGUCCGACCAGCCUUAAGAUUUUUCUGAGAUCGAUAAGAGAAGGACGUGGUCAGACGAUUGAACAAUGUCUAGCUCGUGACUACACCAUCCUUUGCAACAUCAUGCGAAGGAAGAUCACCAAUGACUUCUACGAGGGUUCCAGAGCAAUUUUAUUCGACAAGGACAAAAAGCCCAAGUGGGAGCCGCCGAAGUUAGAGUCAGUCGGAGCAGAGACAGUGGAUAUGCUAUUCAAAGCACUGGAGGAUGAGGACGAUUGGAAUCGUCUACAGCUCCCUGCACGGUCCUCCAACUUGCUUGUCCAAAUGGGAUCGAAGCUCUGAGUGAACAAACAUAUAUGCAGCGUUUAAUUAAGAUGAGUGUGGUUGGACCGCCAUAUAAGUUUCUAUUUAUUCAUCUAUCUAUGUAUGGGGCCACUUUAUUUAAACAACCAAUGUGGACGUGGUGCACUAUUUAGUAAGUUAA
Rhodamnia argentea is the source of this 1356-nucleotide messenger RNA. Its product is annotated as 3-hydroxyisobutyryl-CoA hydrolase 1-like. Gene Ontology annotation, molecular function: 3-hydroxyisobutyryl-CoA hydrolase activity. The record is from RefSeq and is a predicted model, not a curated record. Lineage: Eukaryota; Viridiplantae; Streptophyta; Magnoliopsida; Myrtales; Myrtaceae. Gene Ontology annotation, biological process: L-valine catabolic process. The transcript has 14 exons. Bases 39 to 1214 code for a protein of 391 amino acids.